Dermacentor andersoni is the source of this 2456-nucleotide messenger RNA. RefSeq names its product solute carrier family 26 member 10-like. The record is from RefSeq and is a predicted model, not a curated record. NCBI's taxonomy places the organism in Eukaryota, Metazoa, Arthropoda, Arachnida, Ixodida, Ixodidae. Gene Ontology annotation, cellular component: membrane. Gene Ontology annotation, molecular function: secondary active sulfate transmembrane transporter activity. Gene Ontology annotation, biological process: sulfate transmembrane transport.
AUGACCUACGUUACCGUUAUCAACCCCCGCGAUCCUGGCCUAUUCUCCGGCCAAGAUAGUGUCGACGUUGAGUACUGGCUCAACCUGUAUGCGCUUAUUAGCCAAAACAACCAUCGGGACCCUACCAUUAUAUUAGCGAAUGUCCUAUUCUGCUUGGGCGGAACUCCUCGUGUCCGGUUCCGAACACACGAGGAGGAGAACUCUAGCUUGGAGGCUUUCAUGGAGAAGCUCGGUGACCUCUAUGGAAAUCGCACCGGUCGGCAACUGGCUGCUAGAAAAGAGCUUGCUACCCGAGCGAUUGCCCGCCCACCUAUUGAUCUUCUAAAGAAUGACGUGGUGUUUACGUGGGGCCCCGCUCAAACUUCCACGUUUGCCUUGCUCACCAACAUUCCCACCACGCCACCUAUACUGGCCCACUUUGACCCGUCCUCUUACAGAGGUCAGUCCACCGCAGCGGAAGCCAGGAUCAUUGUCGACCGAAAGGCGCUUACAAAUUGCGCGCUCGAGAAGCUGGACUCAAAACAGAAAGGGGCAAAAACACUUGGUGCAGCAGCUGCUGAUUUGCUACAUAACGCGCUCAUCGGGACUCCGUCGUUUUUACUCGGACUGUUUCCCAUCCUAUCGUGGUUGAGGACCUACAACCUGCGGACGUUCCUGCUACCGGACGUUCUUGGCGGACUCUCAACUGUCGUUAUUAACGUGCCACAAGGUCUCGUGCUGGCCAUCAUCGCCGGAGUCGAUCCAGCGCUGGGCCUCUACAGUACGCUCUAUCCGGCACUGGUCUACGUCAUCAUGGGAACUUCUCCUUACGUAUGUAUGGGCAUGGUACCAGUGUCGGCCCUCAUGACCGGAGUUGUCGUGAAGAAGUACACUGUUGUCCCGGACAAUGGGACUCUCGUUGAAAACGGUGUCGACGAACUUUCUAUGGAGCGGUCAGGUGCUGACGUGGCCAUUACGCUUACGUUACUCUGUGGGCUAAUUCAGGUCGGUCUGUGGUUGCUGCGGCUGGACCGAUUGGCAGCGAUCAUCUCACCUGUAACAGGCGAGGCUUUCCUCUCAGGCUGCUCUCUCGUCGUGAUCAUCAGCCAGCUGCCAUCGGUAUUCGGCGUCGACGUCAAGCCCACGCAAGGUCUCUUUGGUGCAUUUCAGACAUUAUACCACGUGUCGAAGAGUGUCCCAAGAAGUAACCUUGCCACUUCGCUGCUAUCACUGGCCUCGUUCGUUGCGCUGGUACUCGCGAAAGGUGUCAUCGCCCGCAAGAUGAGACGCUUCACGGCAAUUCCCUUGCCGUCAGACCUACUACUGGUUGCGGCAGCCACUCUUUCUUCUCAUUUUCUCGAGCUCGACACCAAGCAUAACGUCCGAGUGGUUGGACACAUUACUCCGGGAUUCCCCAUGCCGCGCGUGCCCUCCCUCACCCAAUGGACAUCGCUGUUACCUGACGCUGCAGCCAUCGCAAUCGUCCAGUUUGUCGUUACCUACACAAUGGCAGAACUCUUGGGCCGGAAGCGCCGCCUCAAGACAGACGCCAGUCAGGAGAUGUUGGCGUACGGCAUGAGCUGUGUUGUCGGUUCAUUCUUCAUGUCUCUGCCAGCCGGCUCAUCACUGUCCAGGUCCGUCGUCCUCAAAGACGUUGGUGCGCGGACACAGGUGUCCGGCCUUGUCUCAAGUGUGUUCGUCGCGCUGACGCUGUACACCCUUUCUUCACUUUUCCGGCCAGUGCCCGAGUGCGUCCUCGCUGUGCUUAUCAUUGUCGUUCUACUUCCAAUGGUAUUCAAGCUGAGGAACCUGCCCAUGCUUUGGAGAAUCAGCCGUUUUGAUUUCGUACUUUGGUCGCUAAGCUUUGCGAGUGUGGUUUUCCUGAACGCCACGUACGGACUCAUGGCGGGCAUCCUUUUGGGUCUCCUGAUAAUCUUCCUAGAGCUCAGCGGGCAGAAAGGAUCACGCUUGCAACCUCGGAAACCAGAUGUCUUCGUCUCUUCAAAACUAACAUCAGAGGAAAACAGAGUGAUAAUCUACAGAUUCAGCGGUCCUCUUUGCUUUGCUACGCACCACAACAUAGUUUCCGAUAUUCUGAGCUUCUUCAAGCGCAAUGAAUCCAAGAUUGAAGAAGACUCCACGACGCUACAAGCAGUCGAAGAAGCCACCGGGGAAGCUGCAACGACCCGUGCUAUUGUGAUGGAUUGCUCAGCUAUCAGUUUCAUCGACUCGAGUGGACUUCGCGCUCUUGGUCUUGUUGUGGACAUGUGCCGCGAAAACAAGUGUGCCCUUUAUCUGGCUUGUUUACAAGAUACUCCACUAAAAGUCAUAAAAACUCAAGAAUCGAUGCUGCAGAACGUUGGCAUUCAGCAUAUCACCCCUACGGUUCAAGACGCAGUCGCACUAGCGAACUGUCAGCUACCUGCACGAAUUUACAGCACUCAGCUACAGACGUAUCUUUGACAGAAAAUAAAGUU